UAUUAUAGGACACAGCCUUUUGGAAGAUGUGCUUUCUAUUUUUGACACGUCCUAAGAUAUUUUCACGGUCUUAAAAAUCAACAAACAUCACGUUUUCACAAUCUGGAGUAUUCUUUCUGGCAGACGAAAGGAUGCAUUUUUGGUCAACCGUCUUUGUCCUGUCUGCAGUAUGGCCCAGCGCCUUGUGUGUGACACGGUACUCCAUAGCCGAGGAGAUGGAAAGGGGCUCUGUUGUGGCGAAUCUUGCUGCUGAUUUGGGACUUGAGCUUGGAGGUUUGGCACAACGAGAGGUAAAACUUGAUAUUUUCCAUAACAAAAAGUAUCUAGAUGUCAAUAAAAAGACGGGAGAGUUGUACAUCGUGGAAAAGAUGGACAGGGAAUAUCUUUGUCCGACAAAAACUACCGCCUGUUUCCUUAAGCUUGAUGUUAUCAUAGAAAGCCCGUUACGUAUCUUCAACAUUGAACUUGGAAUAACGGAUAUUAAUGAUAACGCUCCACAUUUCCGAAGAGACAGAGUUGAGCUCGACGUUUCAGAAUCGGCAACACCAGGAGAGAGAUUCUCCCUGCCUAACGGUGUGGAUCCAGAUGUUGGCAUGAAUACAAUUAAAACAUACAAACUCAGUAACAGUGAACAUUUUGCCAUCGAAAUGCAGACAGGCAGUGAUGGAACUCAAUAUGUUGAUUUGGUGUUGACCAAGUCUUUAGACCGAGAGGAGAAUGCUGUUCAUAAUCUAAUACUGACUGCUGUGGACGGUGGGGUCCCCGUGCGCUCCGGCACUGCCAAUAUUAUUGUGAGAGUACAGGAUACUAACGAUAAUCCUCCGCAGUUUGACGAACAGACUUACACAAUUAAUAUGACAGAAAAUGCCCCGAUUGGAACAUUAGUGAUGACGCUUAAAGCUACAGAUCUUGAUGAGGGUCUGAAUUCAGAGAUAGUCUACUCAUUCACCCUUUACACAUCAGAAAAAACACAAGACGUAUUUGAAUUGAACCCUAACACUGGGGAGAUAACUGUGAAGGGUACUAUUGACUAUGAAGAUAUGACAUUGUAUGAGAUGCACAUUGAGGCAAGAGACAAGGGGACGCAUCCCUUGCUGGGUCAGUGUAAAGUAGUCGUCCACGUGACGGACAUGAAUGAUAAUUAUCCGGAAAUUACCAUACAGUCUGUAAAAAACACAGUGGAUGAAAACAUCCCAGUAGGAAGUGUCAUUGCUGUUGUAGGUAUAAGAGACAAAGACACUGGCAAUAAUGGAAACGUAAGCUUAUCCAUUAAUCAGCCCAUGCCAUUUAUUCUUAACAAGUCAUCAGAUACACCCAUGCAUUACAGGCUCAUAGUGUCUGAACCUUUGGAUCGUGAAUCGGUACCUGAAUAUGACAUCACACUGAUUGUGACGGAUGCAGGAACGCCGCCUUUGUCUGACAACGAAACAAUAACUGUGCAUAUACUGGAUGUUAAUGACAACGCACCACAAUUCCCUCAGUCAUUUUAUACUAUACGUGUAAUGGAGAAUAAC
Molecule: messenger RNA, 1514 nt
Organism: Anarrhichthys ocellatus (wolf-eel)
Lineage: Eukaryota; Metazoa; Chordata; Actinopteri; Perciformes; Anarhichadidae
Product: protocadherin gamma-B7-like
Exons: 1
Biological process (GO): homophilic cell-cell adhesion
Cellular component (GO): plasma membrane
Molecular function (GO): calcium ion binding
Source: RefSeq, a predicted model, not a curated record